AGUCCCGGCCGUGGCGCAGCCUUGCGGCGGCGGCAACACGCUCCUCCGGGCGUGGGGAACCGGCGGCUCGCCGAGCCUCCCGCCUGCGCAGGCAGUCUGCCGGCCUGCCCGGGAGGAGGGCCCGCCUAGGGAGGCGGCGAAGCGGUAGCAUCGGAGGAGCCGGCGGCGUCCGCGGCCCAGGGUAGCUACGGCGACUGGGCUCCUUCCCUGCUGCGCUUCUCGGCUGUCGCGCACCUCCCUGUCAGUGUUACCGCCCCCGGCCUGUGACCAAGAUGAGAGUAGUGGCUUUGAUCAGUGGUGGGAAGGAUAGCUGUUAUAAUAUGAUGCAGUGUGUUGCUGCUGGGCAUCAGAUUGUUGCUCUAGCCAAUUUAAGACCUGCUGAAAACACAGGGCAGACUGAUGAAUUGGACAGCUAUAUGUAUCAGACAGUAGGACACCAUGCCAUUGACCUGUAUGCUGAUGCACUGGAUUUGCCACUCUAUCGUGGUUUCAUAAAGGGUACCAGUGUAAAUACUGGAAGAGUGUAUACGGCAUGCCAGGAGGAUGAGGUUGAAGACCUUUACCAUCUCAUGAAACUUGUUAAGGACAAAGAAGGAGUGGAGGGUGUAUCUGUGGGAGCCAUUCUUUCUGACUAUCAGAGAGUUCGAGUUGAAGAUGUGUGCAGAAGGCUUAAUCUUCAGCCUUUAGCUUACCUUUGGCGUUGGAACCAGGAAAUGUUGCUUAAAGAAAUUAUAUUAUCUAACAUUCAAGCCAUAAUCAUAAAAGUGGCAGCUUUUGGUUUGGAUCCAGAUAAGCAUCUAGGAAAAACUCUAGAUCAAAUGGAGCCUCUUCUUUUAGAGCUCUCCGAGAAAUAUGGAGUCCAUGUUUGUGGAGAAGGUGGAGAAUAUGAAACAUUCACUCUGGACUGCCCUUUAUUUAAGAAGAAAAUAGUUGUAGAUUCAGCCAAGGUGAUCGUGCAUUCUGCUGAUGCAUUUGCACCUGUUGGCUACCUUCAUUUUUUAAAAUCACACCUGGAGAAUAAGCAGGAGGAAUCUUCAGGUACUUUUGUGGUCAAUAGCUGUUCUUGUGACAUAAGCUGCACUGAUGACGAUAUUUUCCCUUCAUCAGAAGAUGAUGAACCACAGAAAACCAUUCCAGUCAUCUGGAAGCCUUUGAAACCUAAUUUUUUGGAUUUCACUAAGACAUUUACAAGUUCAGGAAAAUCCCUGAGUGGUUACCAGUGGUUUUCAGGUAUCACUGCCUACUUCCUUCCAUCAAAAGACACAAAUGCUCAAGAUGCAGCACGGGAAGCAUUUUCUUCUCUCAGAGCUAAUAUGACUUCAGAGGGAUUGAAACUGAAGGAUAUUAUUUUGGUUCAUCUGUAUAUGAAGAGCAUGAAACAUUUCAGUGCUAUAAACUCAGUUUAUGAGACAGAAUUUGAUUUGUGUCCACCAGCAAGAGUAUGUGUUGAAAUCCCGUUACCUGAUGGAGUACUGUUUUGCAUUGACUGCCUUGCACAUAAGUACGACAUUGCAACAGAUGAUGUGUUACAUGAUGAAAAGCUGGUCAUGCAUGUACAGAGCAUUUCCCACUGGGCACCUGCUAGCAUAGGACCUUACAGUCAGUCCAUCAAGGUUGGAGAUGUUCUCUACUGUGCUGGACAGAUUGCUCUAGUACCUUGUACGAUGCAGCUUGUUAGUGGUGGCAUACGGACAGAGGCUGUAGUUUCCCUCCGUCAUGUUGAGCGAGUUCUUCAAGCUAUGAGCCAGAAGACUGCACUCCACCACGUCAUCACAGCCAGCUGCUAUGUAACUGACAGCAAGCACAUUCCUAUUGCUCACUCUCUAUGGCAGAAGAAAUUAAGAGAAUGUAAAAAGGAAGAAGAUUCAGAGACGUAUCAUGAUGAAACUGCAGUGUGUGGGUUACUUGCUGUGGUGGUAAUAUCUCACCUGCCCAGAGAUGCUGCCAUUGAAUGGCAUGUUGUUGCAGUAGUUGAUGAUCCACUCCGAAGAAAACAUUUUGCAAUGAAGAUGUUGUCAGAGGGCUUCCACAUUGAGUGUGAAUCUGUGGAGUCUAGUUCUGCAUCUUGUGCAUCAAUCUCUUUACGUCUGAGUUUGAUUUCACCAUCCACUUCUCCCCUUGAUUUAGAUGGACCUCUUCAUGACUUAGUUGCUAUGUUUAAACAAGCUGUUGAGAAACUUUCAGGAGACUGCAGUGCGAGUCCUUUGUCCCUUAGAGCUUUCUUCAAGGAACAUGUCUUUGAUGUGGAAACACUACAAAAAGGACUGCAAGGAUACCUUGAAAAAUAUCUGGAAGAGAAGGCCCCAGCUCUGAUUUUAGUACCUGUGGUGGACUUACCUGGCAAGGAAGUUAUUCAUAUGAUAUGCUGGCUAAGCUAGCAGUUCAAAAGAGAUGAGCUGAUGUCGAAACACACAUACAUUCCAUGCAGGAGAGAACAAAGAAAAGAGUCAAUACCAACUGUGUUGGAUACUUUCAUGAAGCAAUAUUGUUUGAUUUAAGCAAAGUCGUAUUUAGCUUGUUAAUGAUGCCUCAUUAUAUGUGACAGAGUCAGGUUUGUAUGAAGAAUAAAGGUUUCAUUUAAAAAUAAUGUACUUCUUUCUCACUUAUUUUUAAAUAUCUACAGGUAAUAGCAGGUGGCUCUUGGGAGAUGCAGUUGAUCAGAUCACAUCAGCUCUUUUGUUUUGUAUAUUUAGGCCUGGUUACAAUACACUGAUUAUAACUUCAGAUCAUUUGGAUGGAAGUGAAACCAGAAUAUUACCUCCAAUACGGUUUUAAAGACUGGAUUCCUUUCAAUUCUAUGUUGAAUAUACUCACUUCAGGCCAACUCAUGGAAACCUUAUUUGUGGCCAAAUUUUAUCCAUUUUCUAGCACAGUAGAAGAAUUAUUCAGAGGAGUAUUCAGUAUGCAUAUUUUACAGAAACAAAUAAUGGAGAUGAUGGCCAGACAAUAGGAUUUGCCAUCCUGCUUUCUGAGGCAGGGGUAUCUUUAUGCUUUACAUCUGGUAGACAGCUCUUAUUAAAGAGCUACCAAUAUUCAGGAAGCUACCAGUAUUCAGAGCUACCAUUAAAGCAGGGCUUCAGUCUUGUCCAGAAAAUCAACAGGAGUUUUACCACUGCUUUCACUAAAACCGACUCAGACACACAGCUCCUAUCAAUUUCAUUGCCACUGAUAUUUUACUCAUUACAUAAGGUCAAUACAAGAAAGAAAGCCUUUUGCACUGUAGAGAAAUCUUACUUUCAG
Messenger RNA from Corapipo altera (White-ruffed manakin), 3240 nucleotides. RefSeq names its product diphthamine biosynthesis 6 (gene DPH6). Gene Ontology annotation, molecular function: diphthine-ammonia ligase activity. The transcript is spliced from 15 exons. Bases 273 to 2378 code for a protein of 701 amino acids. Gene Ontology annotation, biological process: protein histidyl modification to diphthamide. The record is from RefSeq and is a predicted model, not a curated record. Lineage: Eukaryota; Metazoa; Chordata; Aves; Passeriformes; Pipridae.